Messenger RNA from Cladocopium goreaui, 429 nucleotides. The record is from the annotation of a GenBank genome assembly. Lineage: Eukaryota; Dinophyceae; Suessiales; Symbiodiniaceae.
AUGAAGAGGAUACGAGGCGUUGCCAAGGAGGGUGGAAAGGCUCUUCAUGCUGACACUCAAAAGUCUGGGUCUUUCAGUGGCUCCAACGACUCGAGACUUCUGGCGGGCCAACGACAUCCCAGUAGUGUCCCGCCUGCAUGCAGGAUCAUUAACUAUAUCUUCAACGAUGUGGGGCUGCGAAUUGAUGAGAGGGAUAUACAUCAAUUCUGGGACAAUGUAGUGAAGAAAACGGGUGACCACAUGCUAACAGCAAAGGCGUUCAACAGUCGGAUCAUUUGUGCUUGGUUGGCCGACACGCUACAGAAUGCAGCGGUGCAAUAUGACGAUGAUUAUGAUGAGGGAAGACUUUCCCUGGCCUGUGUUUGCAUGAUCUUUGUCUGGAACAUUAUUGUUUCGGCUUCAAAGGUAUACAAGGCCAAAAGUGAAUAG